AUGCAACUGUACAAGUGGUUUUUUCUUUUAGCACCAUUACUAAGCAUUGCAAAUGUGAAUACAAACACAAAAUGGAUACAGAAUGCUGUCACAGUAGCUGGAGGCAAUGGAACCGGUAGUGGAUUGAAUCAACUUUCCAAUCCAUAUGGUUUGUGUGUUGAUGAUGAUCAAACUGUCUAUAUUGCGGAUUACAGCAACCAUCGUAUUGUGGAAUGGGAACGUGGUGCAACGACUGGUCGAGUUGUGGCUGGUGGAAAUGGAGCAGGAAAUCGUCCUGAUCAGUUGAACGGACCCACAGAUGUGAUGAUUGAUAAAGAAACAGAUAGCUUCAUCAUAUGUGAUUAUUACAAUAUAAGAGUCGUUCGAUGGCCUCGUCAAAAUGGUACAAAUGGAGACACGAUUAUCUCUAAUGUUGGAUGUAUUGACUUGGCUACGGACGACAAUGGAUUUCUUUAUGUUGCUGAUUACAAUAAACAUGAAGUAAGGCGAUAUCGAAUGGGAGAAAAUCGAGGAAUAGUUGUUGCGGGUGGAAAUGAAGCAGGAAACCGUUUUGAUCAGUUGCAUUGUCCGAUAUACGCAUGCAUAGAUCGAGAUCGUUCCGUCUACGUAUCGGAUUACAAUAAUCAUCGUGUAAUGAAGUGGAUGGAAGGUGCGAAGCAAGGCAUUGUUGUAGCUGGUGGUCAAGGUGCAGGAAAUAGUCUGACACAAUUAUCAAAUCCUUGGAAAAUUGUCGUGGAUCAGUCAGGUGCUAUCUAUGUAGCUGAUCAUUGGAAUCAUAGAAUAAUGCGUUGGUCUCAAGGAGCCACUCAAGGAAAUGUCAUUGUUGGUGGAAAUGGUCAAGGAAGUCAAUCCAAUCAACUCUCUUGUCCCAUUGGUUUGUCGCUUGAUGGAGAAGGAAAUCUGUACGUAAGUGAUUGUGGAAAUCAUCGAGUACAAAAGUUCAAUAUUGAUAGAAGCUGUUGA
Messenger RNA from Rotaria sp. Silwood1, 963 nucleotides. The record is from the annotation of a GenBank genome assembly. NCBI's taxonomy places the organism in Eukaryota, Metazoa, Rotifera, Eurotatoria, Philodinida, Philodinidae.